Oxyura jamaicensis (ruddy duck) is the source of this 3281-nucleotide messenger RNA. It is a transcript of the gene ADGRG3, whose product is annotated as adhesion G protein-coupled receptor G3. Gene Ontology annotation, cellular component: membrane. The transcript is spliced from 13 exons. The record is from RefSeq and is a predicted model, not a curated record. Gene Ontology annotation, biological process: cell surface receptor signaling pathway; adenylate cyclase-activating G protein-coupled receptor signaling pathway. Lineage: Eukaryota; Metazoa; Chordata; Aves; Anseriformes; Anatidae. The coding region runs from base 818 to 2494 and encodes 558 amino acids. Gene Ontology annotation, molecular function: G protein-coupled receptor activity.
AUUUCUGCGGUUCAACAAGGCCCCGCACACCAGCACAGCCCACACCAUCCUGCUGAGCAGAGACCAAUAACUGUUACAAACAGCACCAGGAGCCUGGUGACAGCAGCGGGUCUCAGGGCUCGGGAAGUGUUUGCAGUCUCCGGUGACUGCCACCAUGCAGCAAAAAGGAAGGUGUUUCUCUGCUGGGUCGUGGGCAGGCUUCCCUUCCCUGUGCAGCCCUGGCAGCUCAGAUCAAUGCUCAGUGAUGUGCCCAAGCUCCUCUUUGCAUAGAGCAGUGCUGGGGAGAGGAACCACCAUGGCCAGCUGUGUAAUGGUAUCGAGGCACAGCAGUGACCAUCGGCUAAGCAGUAGGAGGGACACAUGGAUGUUGACCUGGACUUUUGUUUAUGUCCCGUGUGUCACUCUUGUUCCUACCUGCAAGCUUGGGUGCACCUGGGCUUAGGCAUGUGAGCAUCGUGCCCAUGGGUGGCACAGGAGCCCUAGGCUUGGCUGGCAGCGGGGAUACCCCAACAUAUCACUCACCAUUCUGGGCUGAGGGGUCAUCAGCACAAUGGGGUUGGGCAGGAUAGGGUGAGAAGGGAAAGAAAAAUAGAGCCUGGAGUCCACUGGGGAUGUGAAGCAGCUCUAACCGUUAGCACUAUUUCAGUGAGCUGGAGGUGGGAGGGUACUGGCCAACCCACAGAAACGAGCAAGGGGAUUGCAGAAAGGAAAUGAAUACGUGGCUGUUGCCUCAAGAGAAGCUGCGAGCCCUGGGGGAGCCUGUGGAAGAGCAGUGCCCUGGGACAGGAGCAGAGCAGCCCUGCGGUGGCUGUGGUGCAUGCAGAGCAGCAUGAAGCACAUACACCUGGACACAGUCCUACUGUUCCUGCUGCUUUCUGAUGUCGCGGGAGGCCAGGACAGCUGUGACGCACUGCAGCGGGGGGACAGGAUCAAAGAAUGCUGCAACACCACGGUGGAGCCAGAGGAGCGGAACGAGGCCCCCAGCCUGCCCCUGGACCUGCCCCGCCACUGCGCAGAGCUGCGCCGCUCCACCCGCCCUGCCUGCCGCUGCCUGCAGGCACGCUGGCUCAGGAUGGUGCAGAUGGCAGGGCCGGCACUGCAUGGCACAGACAGGCUGCAGGCACUGCACCUGAAUGUCAGCAGAGGGCUGGCCCACGACCUCCUCUUCUCCUUCUCCCCAGCUCAGGGCCCCAUGACAAUCAGCUCUAUGGAGGAGGGGAAAGCAGGCAAAAUCCGUCUCCCUCGGGAGGUUUUCCAGUCCCUGAGCAGCCAGGCAGCACAUGUGGUGGUGACAGUCCUCAACAUCCAGCAACUUGGCAUGUUCGAGGAGGACAACCAGACGGGGCAGGUCUUGGAUGACUCUGUGGUGGGCAUCAUGGUGGAGGAUAUGGACAUCUCUGGGCUGCAGGACCCUGUGCAUCUCACCUUCGCCCACCAGCAGCUGCCCCCAAAUGUCACCCCACUGUGUGUCUUCUGGGAGCCCAACAAAGGGCAGGCAGGUGGCUGGAGCACCAGAGGAUGUGUCACACUGCCUGGGGACAAGGAGACAGUCUGUUCUUGCAACCAUCUCACCUUCUUCACCCUCCUCCUGAAUCCGGCUCUGAACAGGUCCAUGGCACAGACGUUGGUGGCUGUGGCCAAUACUGGCUGUGGGGUGGCUGUGGCUUUCUCCAUCUUCACCAUUGCCUUCUAUAUUUUCUUAAGGUGCAGCUACAAGCAAUUCAGUUCUGAGGAGACCCUCCGCACCAACCUGGGUCUUCACAUGAACCUGGUCAGCAGCCUGCUCCUGCUCAACCUGGCUUUCCUGCUCAACAGUGCGGUCUCCAGCAGGGCCAUGCCAGGGCUGUGCAGUGCCCUGGGGGGGCUCACUCACUACUGCCUUCUCUGCUGCUUCACCUGGACUGCACUGGAAGGCUCUCAUCUCUACCUUCUCUUCAUCAAGGUCCUUGGCACCUACAUACACCACUACCUGGCAAAGCUGUGCCUCAUCGGAUGGGGCUUCCCUGCUCUGGUGGUGGUUGUGGCAGGAGCCAUUGGCAGCUAUGGAGAAUACAGCAUUCGGACAACGGACCACCAGACUGUAGUCAACCUGUGCUGGAUCAAUUCCGAACACCUCCUUGUCCACUACAUCACGAACUGUGGCUAUUUCAGCGUUGUCUUCCUCUUCAACACAGCCAUCUUCGGGGUGGUAGCCUGGAAGAACUGCCACCUGUGGAGCACCGGAAUGGUGCAGGCACAGUGCAAAGCCUGGAGAGUGGCCCUGGCGGCUGUGGGGCUUUUCUGCCUGCUGGGAGCCACCUGGGCGCUGGCAUUCCUCAGCUAUGGCAGCUCCUCAGUGCCUAUGCUCUACCUCUCUGCCAUCCUGAACUCCCUCCAAGGCCUCUUCAUCUUCAUCUGGCUGGUUGUCCUCUACUACCCAAAGAUGGAGGAGACCACAAACUCCCUCUCCCACAUCAUGAGGAACGACAGAACCGUGGCUGUGUCACAGGGAUAGCUGAUGGCUGGACUUCCUGACAGUGAGCACACUUGCUGCCCGCAAGCUUCCAGCCUGAAGGACACAGCUUCCUGUGGAGGACAAGCACCCCAGCAGACCAGGGUGGUCCUGGCCCUCACCCAUACCUCAGUCUAUCCUUCAUCAGGUUUGAUCCACCCUAGCAGGACUUUUUGCUUUGGCUGUCCUUUAGCUCCUGGGGGCCUGCCUUGGGCAGCACACAGCACCUUGGUGCAAGGAAUCCCGACACUGCCCUUCUGCCAGGCUUCCUGGCCUCAGAAGUGCUCUGAUCUUGUUCCCCAGGGACUCUUGCUGUAGCCCAUGAGCUGGCUACCUUCAUCCUGGAUGGGGCCAUGCUGAUCUUUGCCCGUAAUUCCCAGCAGAAGACGGGCUUGGGCACUGGACCAGCCCAGGGGUGGGUUUUCCUGCUGUACCCAGACUCUGCAGACCCUGUGAGCAUCGGGUCCGGGAAUCAGCAAAAGGGGUUAAUCUGCCAGGCAUCUAUACAAUACAGCCUCUGCAAAUGAACCUGGGAGAAUUAUUCAGGCAGUGGAUCUGCUGUGCUUGUCUCCUGCAGAACACUGCAGCUAGUAGAGAUUUCCAUGAGGACACCACACUUCAGCCCAUUGGGCACUAGGGUGCUGCAUUCCCCAUACCCUCAGCCAGCUGGGGCUGCUCCCCAAGCUGCGCUGUCCCCUCCAUGCUGUGUGUGCAUGUCAACACCUAACAUCUCAGAGAAAACAAUUAUCUUGUCCAAUCCACGUCUGUUUUAGCAUUAAAACUUUGCUGU